Esox lucius (northern pike) is the source of this 3036-nucleotide messenger RNA. Its product is annotated as transmembrane protein 200A. The record is from RefSeq and is a predicted model, not a curated record. The coding region runs from base 478 to 2226 and encodes 582 amino acids. Lineage: Eukaryota; Metazoa; Chordata; Actinopteri; Esociformes; Esocidae. The transcript has 5 exons.
AACAAAACACUUUUCUGGGUCACAACAUCAGAGUUUUACCUCUGGAGGAUCAACGGCAGACUUUGUUAUUAAUGGAUUUCAUGUCCAAUAGAUCUUCUAUCCUCUCUUUCGUUCUAUAUUUUUCUUUCUCUCAUCUCUCCAUCUUUUCUGUAUCUUUGUCAUCACUCAUCACUCAAUCCGGCUCUGGAGCUUUUCAGAAAACAGUGUUUUGAACAUGACUGUCCUCUGUCAUGGUCGAAUGUAAACGCAGCCGUUUGCUCCGCCCAUUCUGUUAUAAUGCGACGCGCUUUCCAGUUGAGGAUCACUCACUAUUCGCGCCUAUGAUUCCCCAGAGGCGCACUAAGGAGAAAGCAGGGAACACGGAGACUGGAGGUUCACACACAGACAGGUUCAGACGUGAUGCGCGCUUUGGAGGAUGCGCUGCCCGUAACAUCUUCUGGUUAACUGACAAGUCGGGCGUCUAAUCAAAUAGUCAGAAUGAUUGCCACAGGGGGGCUCCUGCGUAUGAACCGGCGGCAGGAUUCACAGCGCUCUAAGAACCACGCAGAGAACAAGAGAAGGAGGAAACUAGCCAAGAGGAGAAAGAAGAACGACAUUGUAGUGGUAAAAGGAAAACUCAGCCUGCUCUCCCCUUCUGGCCUGGUGGCCGCGCUGGGCCUGGGGGUGCUCAUGGUGGGCAUCGCCAUGGCAGUCCUGGGGUACUGGCCCCACGAAGGACACAGCCAGGGGUACGCAACCAGGGUGUCCCCGGGCGCGGAGAGGAGGGGGAACGGCCGGAUGAGCUACUCCAAGAGUCCCCGGAUGUCAGCGAACUGGAGCAGCUCCAAGACCCACAACGACACAGUGGACCGCGCCGCCGGGGGCUUGGCGAAGCAGACCGGCGUCGCUGUCAAUGGAAGCUCAUCUGUGCCUGUCAAUAGAAGUGUCUCGGUGUCUGCCCCUCCCCCUUCAACUCCUACCUCAGUUGGAUUUGUCUCUGAGUUCCUAGACAGAUACCUGUACUCAGACAACCUGAAGGUUUUCGGCCCCUUGGUGAUGGGGAUUGGCAUCUUCCUCUUCAUCUGCGCUAACGCCGUAUUGCACGAGAACCGGGACCAGAAGACCAAAGUGAUCAACCUCCGAGACAUCUACUCCACUGUCAUCGACCUCCACAGCAAACGGACAAAGAACCCCACGCCGAUUAACGGUUCGGUGAGCUACGCCCAAUGCAGAGGUGGCGGGGACCUCAGCUCAGGCGGGACGCUAAAUCGGGGCACUCAGUCCUCCGCGACCGCACCCAGCAACCAGGGGCCGCAGCAGGCCAGACGAUCAUCGAUGGCGGCCAGGCAGCAGGGCUGGUCCAGGGGUAACCAGACGUUCACAGACACAGUGUACAGCAUCUACAGAGAUCAGAAGCGCAGGUGUUCGGAGCAGUCGUCCUACCCCAGGGAAUGGGAGGGUACCGCCUCCAUCGUGACGUCUUCUGUCAACGCCUUCACUCUCCCUGUCAUCAAGCUGAACAACUGUGAAGUGCGAGAUGAGGGGGUACAGGUCCUGGGGGAGGACACCGACUGCUGCUCCGAUGACGAGAUCAUCCGAGUCCAGGACUUCAGCGAGGACGCGAUCGGGGAGCAGUUGGUUCCGGGAUCCAGUCAGGCUCUGAACAUCAGACACACGCAUCCUUCCAGGAGAGCUUUGUUGAACCCUCAACAAGCCUACAGUCCAGGUUUUAACACAAACGAAAAGGGCCUCCCUAGAAAGUGUUCGUUGAAGGACGCCUCGCGGAUGACCUUGGUCUUGUCGACCCCCCAGGAGGAUGAGAGUCCGACCACAAUUAAACCCCCAAGGGCAGAGCAGGAACAGAGCCUUAGCCCGCUGUCUCCCAUCUCCCCGGUUUCCCGGGAGACAGCGGACACGGGAUCCCGACUGUCCCUCAGCUCCUUGAACAACCAAGAGGGUGGCGUUCAGCCGCAGCUGAUGCGACGAUGCAGCCUCUCAUUGGCCGCCUGUCGUCAAGGGGGCGGGGCCCGGAGGUUGAGCUGUCCGCGUCUGGAUCGGUCGAACAGUAAGGGGUACCUGAAACUGGAGACCACAGACGGGGAGUCCUUCGAGGCACAAGACCUUGCAAACUCCUGCUCGCCUGACUCCCACCAGGAAGGGGAAAAAGAGGUGGACCUGUCCACUCAAGGGGGAGGUGAUGGAGUCGGGGAAGGGAAGGUGGCGAUAGUCACCCGGAGUUGUUCUUAAUCAGAAGACAGACAAUUAUUUCCAAUGGAUUUCCAACGUAGGUUUCAGGAUAAUCUGAUAUCCGGGAUAAAGAGAGAGAGAGAGAGAGAGAGAGAGAGAGAGGGAGAGGGAGAGAGAGAGAGAGAGAGAGUGAGAGAGGGAAAAGGAGAGAUGUAGAGAAAGAUGGGAGAGACCUCCUCAACAGAUUAACUGACUCAUCAUUUCAUCAUUGGAGACUGUACGUAAUCUUUCCCAUCUGUUUGGGAUAACAGCAUGUAGCAGGAUCUACACAGCCGAAGGGGUGGACCAGUCAAAAGUUAGGACACACCCACUCGCUCAAGGUUAUUUCUUUAGUUUUGAUGUCAUAUACUGUAGAAUAAUAGUGAAGACAUCAAAACUAGGAAGUAACACAUGGAAUAACCUAGUAAUCAAAAGAAAUGUUUAACGGAUCAAAAUACACUUAUAUUUCAGAUCCUUCCAAGUAACUAUCCAUUGCCUCGAUGACAACUUUAUACACUCUUGGCAUUCUCUCAACCAGUGUCAUGAGGUAUUCACCUGCCUUUCCAACAGUCUUGAUGGAGUUCCCACAUAAGCUGAGCCACUGGCGUAGCGUGCUGACGGUUAAGAGGAACUGUUUAAGAGAAUGCCAAGAGGGCAAAGGGUGGCUAUUUGUAAAAACAUGCAAUGUGAAAUGUAUUUAGAUUUGUUUCACAAAGUGUUGGUCGCUGCAUGAUUACAUAAAUGUCAUUUCAAAGUUCGACAAUGUGGAAAAUAGACCAAAUAAAUAAAUAAACCUCAAUGAGUAGGUGUGUCCAAACUUUUGACUGGUUA